Molecule: messenger RNA, 483 nt
Organism: Rosa rugosa (rugosa rose)
Lineage: Eukaryota; Viridiplantae; Streptophyta; Magnoliopsida; Rosales; Rosaceae
Exons: 2
Coding region: 1-483 (160 amino acids)
Source: RefSeq, a predicted model, not a curated record
AUGGCGGAUAAUAUCAGUGUUUCGUCAAUGGAUGAGGAUGAAGGGAGCUCUCGGUUGACGCCCAUGGAGGCGUGGGCGGUGCUCAGCGUGAAAGCUCCAAAGGUUAGGCUCACCGUUGACUUCUACAAGAACGUGUUCAGCGCCAUCGUGACUUCCCGUUUCACAUUCCGCCACCGUGGAGAGAAUCAUCUUCUUCUCUGUGUUGUGUUGCUGUUUGGCACAAUGAAAAUAGCCAUCUCCGAUGAGAUCGAUGGUGGUGAUGGUUCCAAGCAUGGUGGUAUCAGAUUGAUGUUUGAUCAAGAUUUGAAAGAAGUUGUUGCUAAGGUGGAGCUUGCUGGAGCUGUAUCUGAGGGAGAUUUCAGAGAAGACUAUAUGAUGUCAGGCAAGCAUAUGGGAAAGAUCAGGGACCCAUUUGGCAUAGAGUGGUCUAUUGUGGCAAACUUGACUGCUCCUGCUGCUGGGGAACUUGGCCAUGUCAAGUAA